GAGCCUGCAGCCAAUGCAGCAUCGUCCUGUAUCCAGGCAGCAGCAACAGCUAGAGGCGGCGGGCACCAUCCUCUGAAGGCGAUCGCUCCCCAAGGUGCUGAUCCCAGCGAGCUGAGCGUAUCGGAUCCAGGAGACGAUCAGAGUAGGGGAUCGGCUGAGCCAGGAACAAGCCCGGAGUGGAUGAGUGACUGCAGAGAGCUGUUGGCUUUGGCAGAGAUCGGAUCACGUCCAGGAGAGCCGGAGAGAAAAACUGCAAACACAGCGGCUCAACUAAAUCCAGCAGAGUCCGCCAGCAGCUGCACCACCCCCGCCGGGAUCAGCCCUGAUAGCUGCACCGCAUUACACACCUGACCUGUUGGGAAGAAGGAUCAGCAUGUGCUAUUAGCUGCACCCAUCCUCCUGCCACCCAUCAUCCGCACCCCCUGCCACCUUGCCCUAGCACACCCUUCUCCAGUCCUUGUAUCACCGGUGCCAUGGAGUGCUGGGGGCGGCUCGAUCUCCUCCUCUGCUAAACGCUUGCUCUCCGGAUCAUGGAUACUUGUGUGUUUUCUAUAGUCAUUCAGAUAAGUCAACAGGCUGUCAAUGGAGGAGGACAUUGAUACCCGCAAAAUUAACAAUAGUUUCCUGCGCGAUCACAGCUAUGCAACAGAAGCUGACAUCAUCUCGACAGUCGAAUUCAACAACACGGGAGAAUUGCUUGCCACAGGAGACAAGGGGGGCCGUGUUGUAAUAUUUCAACGUGAGCAGGAGAGCAAAAAUCAGCCUCACAGAAGAGGAGAGUACAAUGUUUACAGCACCUUCCAGAGCCACGAGCCAGAAUUCGAUUACUUGAAAAGUUUAGAGAUUGAAGAGAAAAUAAACAAAAUAAGAUGGCUUCCCCAGCAGAAUGCUGCAUAUUUUCUGCUGUCCACAAAUGACAAAACUGUAAAACUAUGGAAAGUCAGCGAGCGUGACAAGAGACCAGAGGGCUAUAACUUGAAAGAUGAAGAAGGAAGGCUGCGUGACCCAUGCACAAUAACUACGCUUCGAGUACCUGUAUUGAGGCCCAUGGAUCUAAUGGUGGAGGCCACACCACGAAGAGUGUUUUCUAAUGCACACACAUAUCACAUUAAUUCAAUAUCGGUGAACAGCGACUAUGAAACGUACAUGUCAGCGGAUGAUCUGAGGAUAAACCUAUGGAAUCUAGAAAUAACAAAUCGAAGUUUCAAUAUUGUGGAUAUUAAACCAACCAAUAUGGAAGAACUUACAGAAGUGAUAACAGCCGCAGAAUUUCACCCGCACCAUUGCAAUACAUUUGUAUAUAGCAGCAGUAAAGGAACAAUACGGCUCUGUGAUAUGAGAUCUUCAGCUCUUUGUGACAAGCAUUCAAAGUUGUUUGAAGAGCCAGAGGAUCCCAGCAACAGAUCGUUUUUUUCCGAAAUCAUCUCUUCCAUUUCAGAUGUAAAGUUUAACCACAGUGGCCGGUAUAUCAUGACCCGAGACUACCUUACUGUCAAAGUCUGGGAUCUGAAUAUGGAAAACAGACCAAUAGAGACAUACCAGGUCCAUGAUUACCUCCGCAGCAAACUAUGUUCACUCUAUGAGAAUGACUGCAUCUUUGACAAAUUUGAAUGUGUGUGGAAUGGUUCAGACAGCGUAAUCAUGACUGGCUCGUACAACAAUUUCUUCAGAAUGUUUGAUCGCAACACCAAACGUGACGUCACACUGGAGGCCUCACGAGAGAACAGCAAGCCUAGAGCAAUUCUCAAGCCACGCAAAGUUUGUGUAGGAGGCAAACGCAGAAAAGAUGAAAUCAGCGUGGAUAGCCUGGACUUUAGCAAAAAAAUUCUCCACACUGCUUGGCACCCUUCAGAAAACAUCAUAGCCGUGGCAGCCACAAAUAAUCUGUAUAUAUUUCAGGACAAGGUUAACUAGAACGUUAUUACAAAAAUACUAGGUACCAUGUGUUCUAAGGCUUUUUAAUAUAUUUUUCUUCUCCCAUUUUCUAAUAUUUAAUUUUUGUUCUUUUUCAUUCACCAUGUUUUUCAUUUGCCGACAUAUAGGUGAAACAGUCAUCCUGAACCCCCUUUACACCAUUUCAAACUGCUGACAAUUUUUCAAUCGUGUUUUUUUUUUCUUUUUUUUUUUUCUUUUUUUCUUCUUUUUUUUUCUCCACCUUUGCAUUGGCAGCCUUCCUGCGGCAUGAUUCUAAAACAUGCGCUGUAGGGGUAUGUUGACCUCUCAUGCAGCUGUUAAGGAUUUAAGCAAGAAACUUUGGAGAACACAAACGUUGAGUAUAUAUACUAUUUCUUUUUAAUUGGUAAUUCAAUUUUUAAUAAAAGAUGAUCAUUACAA
Messenger RNA from Rana temporaria (common frog), 2334 nucleotides. RefSeq names its product protein phosphatase 2 regulatory subunit Bbeta (gene PPP2R2B). The transcript has 9 exons. Bases 583 to 1914 code for a protein of 443 amino acids. Gene Ontology annotation, cellular component: protein phosphatase type 2A complex; cytosol. Gene Ontology annotation, molecular function: protein binding; protein phosphatase regulator activity. Gene Ontology annotation, biological process: peptidyl-serine dephosphorylation. NCBI's taxonomy places the organism in Eukaryota, Metazoa, Chordata, Amphibia, Anura, Ranidae. The record is from RefSeq and is a predicted model, not a curated record.